This is a messenger RNA of Oppia nitens, 664 nucleotides long. RefSeq lists its product as uncharacterized. NCBI's taxonomy places the organism in Eukaryota, Metazoa, Arthropoda, Arachnida, Sarcoptiformes, Oppiidae. The record is from RefSeq and is a predicted model, not a curated record. Bases 58 to 609 code for a protein of 183 amino acids. The transcript is spliced from 4 exons.
AUUAUAACAGUUAAACUAAAUUACACGUAAUUACACAAAAUAAUUACAACUAACUAAAUGAAAAUGAAACGUCUAGUUUUAAUAGUUAUAAUAUGCUAUCAACUAUAUAAUUUAAUCAAUGGUUUACGAGAGACUACACUAGACUAUCAUGAAUUGUACACCAAUUGUAACAAUCCUAACGUUUACCGUAUCUCCCGGACCGAGUCGGCCACCCGUCAGUCCAGUUGUCAACAAUUGAAUCCAUCGGUACCAACACUACGUGAUUAUAACCUAACCGACAACACAGGCAUACAAUCAAAAAUUGUCAUCACUUUUAAUCAAUACAAUGAUUAUACAACUAAUGAUAAGACAGUGAAAAUAUUGGCCUAUUUUGGACAUGUAUCUGAAGGUAGUGAGCAAUAUAUGGAUGCCUGGGUACUACUGGUUCGCAAAUAUGAUAAUCUAGACUAUUGGCAACAGUGUAGCCAAGAGCCGGGUCUAAUUAAUAUGUUUACAAUUGAAAACUAUAUAUAUUUUUAUAGACAAAAAUUUGGCGGUUCAAUACUAAAUUGUACUGGACCAAAUACAGAAAAUCUUAUACACUAUAGACCGGGACUAUUAUCGGACUAAAAAAAAUUUUAGUUUUUUAAUUUAUCAUCAUGCUAAUUUAUUUUAAUAAUAAUAA